Molecule: messenger RNA, 248 nt
Organism: Symbiodinium sp. CCMP2592
Lineage: Eukaryota; Dinophyceae; Suessiales; Symbiodiniaceae
Source: the annotation of a GenBank genome assembly
GCCACCCGUGGGAGCAGCGCAGCAUCACCCGAGCUGACGCCAUCUCCGCCGGCAUCGCCUGCACGGGAGAAGGACAUGGGGUCUUCGCCUUCAGAGGCUGUCAACGUGUGGCCUGACACGGAUACGGAGGAUGAUUUCGAAGAACGACGAAAUCUGCAAGCACCGCUUUCAGAGGCGAAGGCUGCUUCUAUCACAACGGCCAGCUUGGGUGUGGCCUCCCGGAGCAGUGCAAGCAACGGAAGUCCAAG